Molecule: messenger RNA, 1355 nt
Organism: Boeremia exigua
Lineage: Eukaryota; Fungi; Ascomycota; Dothideomycetes; Pleosporales; Didymellaceae
Exons: 1
Coding region: 155-1216 (353 amino acids)
Source: RefSeq, a predicted model, not a curated record
UGACAUAUCUGCCUUCACCUCCAGCACGCUAGGCGACAGCGUGACAACACGUGCUCAGCGCGUCGUCUCCACUUAAAUUUCCGCUGAGCAAUAAGCUACUUUGCGACCUUCCCACGACUACAUCCUGACGCUACGCAUAUCACCUCCUACAAUCAUGCAGGAGGGCAACUUCACAUCACCUUUGCCUCUUGCCGCUCGUGGCUCGCAAGAUCAAGACGACUACAACGAUGCACGAGCGCGCGAGAACCUCGAGACGAAGCUCGCAAAAGUCCCCCUGCGUACGCUACCCCACCAUCGCGAUGUGCACGACUACUACACCAAGAAUGAGGCGAAGCUACGCGUCGCGAAUGUUCCAGAUGACCUCCAGCUCGAUUUCUUCCUGCGUAAUUACAAUGAGAUUGCUGCGGGCAACUUCAAAGCUUCUUCUCUCAAGAGUCUACAGGUCAACCGUGCGAUCUGGUACUACCAACUCUCGGAGCAACACUCUUUCUCCAACCACUUCGAUGUCGUCCGUAUCAACAUAUGCAUCAUGGCCUUCCUUUUUGUGGUGCGAAUUUCGCAUGGAGGGAACAUCGAUGGCUAUUGUGAUGAUUCAGGACAAUCCUUCUUCAUUCUCUACCUCCGUGGAUGGUUGCCAAUGCACUGGGGAGGCGAUCAAACUGCUCCCGACAGUCUCAUCAAAUACUGGCAGGACUCCGGGCUCGAUCUGAUACGUUUCAAAUCCAAGCCACUCGUCAAGGCCAAGGCUGCGAUAAGCAGUAUGUCGCAGAUGGUCCCCGAGAUGUCGCACCUGGAGGCAGAAAACCUGAUCGCCGACUUGAGAUCGGGCAAGAUCAGCGAGGACAUCUUUGAGAGGGAGGGGCCGAUGUUGGCAUUGCAUUGGAUAUUCACUUUCAUGAAAUCCUCGAAAGACAAGAUGGAGAAGGAGAAGGAUGACGUGACGAGGGGUGUUGAACACGGUUUGGCUGGAGAUGAAGAUGAGACAAUGGAGGAGGUGGAUGAUUUCGACCUGAGUACCGUGAGCUGGCAUGAGAGUCCGGUCAGCGACCUGCUUGUCGACAUCGUCCCUGGUAUCGAAGAUCGCCCUCUUCCCACAGAGGGUGUGGAGCAGCGCCAACCUUGGAUGGACCCAACGAAGGCUCUUGAGAUCCUGCAGAUGGUCAAGCAAGACCACCUGACCGAACUGAUGGCCCGGUCAAGCAUCACCAAAGCCUGAGUCAGUGCACACGCUCAGCUUCCCAGCACGUUCGAGGCCUGCAAGUAUCUCCAGUACAAAAAAAUGCAUUAGAUUCGACUCCCAUUCACUACCCUAAGCAUCCAUCUUCUCCUCAGCGCCUAGUAAUACCAUACCAUCC